GGAGGUUGAAGAAAGGCCUGUAAGGGGAUGUGGAGUUGAGAGCUUAGAAGAAGAGAAACGAAGAUAGAGAGAUGUUGUUCCAAGUGGGAGGGCAAGGGGCUCGUCCCACCUUCUUCGAGAUGUCCGCCGCUCAGCAGCUUCCCGCUAGUCUCAGAGCCGCCCUCACCUACUCUAUCGGUGUGUUGGCAUUAAGAAGACCGUUUCUCCAUAGGGUGUUAGACUAUGAAGACGAGUUCUUUGCCUUAUUGAUGCUGGUUCUUGAAUCUCAUAGUUUAAGAACUACAGAUGCUUCUUUUUCUGAGUCUCUAUAUGGCUUGCGGAGGAGAGCUGUAAGGAUAAGAGUGAAGAAGGAUAAUCCUCUUUCAGACUCCAGCGAUGUGAUUCAUCACUCUGGAUUAGAAAAGUAUCAAAAACGCCUCUCGGUUUUAUUUCUGGUUGUUUUGCCAUAUUUUAAAUCAAAAUUGCAUUCAGUCUACAACAAGGAAAGAGAAGCAACACUUCAAGCUAGUUUAUGGGGUCAUGGUGAUGAAAGAUUUGAUGAUGCUGAUUAUUUUUCUGAAGAAAGGGGUUCUCUCAUUCCAACAAGAGCUUCAGAUGUCGAAGUUUCAGUCAGAGCACGAUUGACAAAGAGAUUUCAAAAAUUUAUAGGCAUUUUCUACCCAUGGCUUCAUGCUGGCAAUGAAGGAUUAUCAUUUGCCUAUCAGCUGUUAUAUUUGUUGGAUGCUACUGGAUUCUAUUCUCUAGGACUACAUGCUCUUGGGAUUCAUGUGUGUCGAGCUACAGGACAAGAGCUGAUGGAUACUUCUUCUAGGAUUUCAAAGAUAAGGAGUCGUGAACGUGAUAGGCUUCGUGGCCCUCCAUGGUUGAAGGCAUUGCAAGGAGCACUGCUCAGCUGCACCUAUACUAUGCUUGACUAUGCACAAACUGGGCUAAUUGCAGCAGUAUUCUUCUUUAAAAUGAUGGAGUGGUGGUACCAAUCUGCUGAGGAAAGAAUGUCAGCUCCAAGUGUCUACCCCCCACCACCUCCCCCUCCACCUCCAAAGGUUGCUAAAGAGGGGAUUCCACUCCCAUCUGAUAGAACAAUAUGCCCUCUAUGCUCACAGAAGCGUACAAAUCCAUCAGUAGUUGCUGUAUCAGGGUUUGUCUUCUGCUAUGCUUGCAUAUUUAAGUAUGUUUCUCAGUAUAAGCGAUGCCCAAUUACAUUGAUGCUUGCAAAUGUCGACCAGAUAAGGAGGCUGUUUCAUGAUGUGUAGCAAACCCCAUUGGGCUUUGUAGGAAUAAUAACCAAGUCAACACAAAGCAGACAUGCUGAGAGGUGAAGGGUUUUACAAGACAAACAUAAUAAUGUGAUUCCUUAUAUCACAAAAUCUUUUUCUCAUGUGGCCAGAUUGAAUCCACAAUUACCCAACUGCAGUAUCAUUAGACACAUGCCUUCAGAGAGAACCAUUGUCAAUAUGUUAGAAUUAGAUGUAUAAAUAAUUUGGCGAGUGUACCCUAAGAAGAUUGUGUGUAGGAACACAGGUUGCAAACAAUCAAUUGAUUACUGCACUGCAUUAUGCUCUGGAAACAAAUCUUAAAUGUUUUUUUCUUCUUUUCACAAGUAUAAAUAUAUUUGGAAGUGCAAAGUAUAAUUAUGUCAUUCAAGGUUGUGUAAGUUGAUUUAAUUACACUUGCUGCAAUAAUAAUCAGAUUUUGGAAGGUACCUUGCUUA
This is a messenger RNA of Vitis riparia (riverbank grape), 1711 nucleotides long. Its product is annotated as peroxisome biogenesis protein 12. Gene Ontology annotation, molecular function: zinc ion binding; ubiquitin-protein transferase activity; protein binding. The record is from RefSeq and is a predicted model, not a curated record. Gene Ontology annotation, cellular component: peroxisomal importomer complex; peroxisomal membrane. Lineage: Eukaryota; Viridiplantae; Streptophyta; Magnoliopsida; Vitales; Vitaceae. Bases 72 to 1253 code for a protein of 393 amino acids. Gene Ontology annotation, biological process: protein monoubiquitination; protein import into peroxisome matrix. The transcript is spliced from 10 exons.